AUGGAUUUCGGGAUGAGGUUGACAGCGAUGCCGCUUCACGACGCGACACGCGAUUUGAUUCUGCUCAAUCAGCAACGACUUAGCGAUGUGGAAGUGAAUCUCCAACUUGAAGCGAACAACGAGCAACUUGAGGCAAUGGCCAAGGAUUUGGAGGUCGAGCACUCUCGCUCGGACAUCAUUUUGAAAGAUAUGUUGCCCACACAGAUUGCCAAUCAACUGCUAAAUGGGGAACACAUUGAGCCUUGCGAGUACGAGGAGGCAACGGUGAUGUUCUCGGAUAUUCCAAAUUUCUCCUCAAUCCUCCCGCAAACAAACCCGAAAGAGAUCGUGCAAUUGCUAAACGAUUUGUUCACGCGUUUCGAUCGAUUGAUCUCGUUUCAUCAGGUCUACAAAGUGGAAACAGUUGGCGAUAGCUAUGUGACAGUUUGCGGGAUUCCUGAGUUCAUCCCGCAGCACUGCGAGUUCAUUUGUCACACAGCGUUGGGAAUGAUUUGGGAAGCUCGUUCAGUAUUGGAUCCGAUCGCGAAAAGCCCAUUGCAAAUUCGAAUCGGCAUCCACUCGGGUCCGCUGGUCGCUGGGGUGGUUGGCUCGAAAAUGCCGAGAUACAGUCUUUUCGGCGAGACGGUCACGAUGGCAUCGCGACUCGAAACGCACGGAUUGCCCGGGAAAAUUCAUUGCAGCGAUCGAGCGUUUAAAUGCGCUAAUGAAACAGGCCGUUUCGAGUUUCAGUCACGCGGUCGGAUCACGAUCAAGGGGAAAGGAGAGAUGGAUACCUAUUUUCUUCUUCGGAGCAACAAGAAAAGUGUUUGGGAGAUCGUGCACAGAGAGCGCGACGUGAAUUUAAACAGCAUUGAUGGGUAUGACGAGCUGGAGUCAGGCACCGAAUUCGCCGACGUGAAAAAGGAGAAUGAGACGAUGCGCCCUGUCAAAGAAUCGAAAACAUGCUCGAUUCAA
Messenger RNA from Mesorhabditis belari, 954 nucleotides. The record is from the annotation of a GenBank genome assembly. Lineage: Eukaryota; Metazoa; Nematoda; Chromadorea; Rhabditida; Rhabditidae.